Messenger RNA from Didymella exigua CBS 183.55, 2050 nucleotides. RefSeq names its product putative pogo transposable element. Bases 290 to 1930 code for a protein of 546 amino acids. The transcript has 2 exons. Gene Ontology annotation, molecular function: DNA binding. The record is from RefSeq and is a predicted model, not a curated record. Lineage: Eukaryota; Fungi; Ascomycota; Dothideomycetes; Pleosporales; Didymellaceae. Gene Ontology annotation, cellular component: nucleus.
UACCGUGUCCGUGCGCACAACGCCCGGAGUCGAACAACGCCCGGAGCACAACAUCUACACCAAACUUCAACGCGUGAGAACUCAACCACCAUGACAGGAAUUUCAGAUGCGCUUGCAGAGAUCGAAAACCUGAAGCCAGGAGACAAACUUGUAUAUACACAUAUUGCAGAAAAACAUGGUGUUGAUCGCUCUACGUUGUCGCGCGCGCACCAAGGCGUGCAGGGUCCCCGACGCGUUGCCCACGAAAACAAGCGCAAACUUAACAAGCAACAGGAAGCAGAUCUAGCGUAUGGUACAAAAUUUCGCAUCCUCUGUUGCCUCACAGCCCUGCUCCGAUAGCUGGGUUAAUCGCUUCCUGCACCGUCACCGCGAUCAGCUCACGUCCCAAUGGGCCACUGGCAUGGACUCUAAUCGCCACAACGCUGAGUCAGCAUACAAGUAUAAGCUAUACUUUAAGCUUCUGCAGCAGAAGAUUACCCAGUAUAAGCUUGAGCCAGAGCACACAUACAAUAUGGAUGAGAAGGGCUUCGCGAUAGGGGUGCUGGGUAGGAGUAAGCGGGUGUUCAGCAGGCGUCAAUAUGAGAAGAAGGAGGUUAGGCAGGCUCGUCAAGAUGGCUCACGUGAGUGGGUGAGCCUCUUAGCUACUAUCUGCGCUGAUGGUACUGCUCUUCCCCCAGGCAUCAUCUUUGCGUCAAAGAACUCUACUAUUCAGAGUCGCUGGGUAGCAGAUAUCCACCCAGGAAAACACUCAGUUCACGUCGCCUCUUCGCCCUCAGGAUGGACAAACAAUGAGAUAGGAUUAGCCUGGCUUGAGCAGGUGUUUGACCGCUACACUAAGCCAAAGGCGCGGUUAAAGUACCGCCUCUUAAUUGUAAAUGGCCAUGGGAGUCACCUUACGCAGAGCUUUAUUGAAUACUGUCACCAGAAACGGAUUAUACUGGCAGUGCUACCACCUCACAGUACCCAGACUCUGCAGCCACUGGACGUAGUCUGCUUCAAACCUCUCUCCUCCAACUACGCCUCUGAACUCGACAACUACCUCCAGGCAUCUCAAGGCCUUGCGCCACUGUCUAAGGGUGACUUCCAUGCCCUGUUCUGGCCUGCCUGGGUAAACACGUUCAAAGAAGACCUUAUAUUAAAGGCCUUCACAGCUACUGGUAUCUCUCCAAUAGAUCCCAACGUUAUACUGGAUAGGUUCCGCCACACCACCCCUGACGACUUAAGAUCAGUCUCCUCUAGUUCUACAGCUUAUUCUGCAGAGGAUUGGCUUAAAGCUUGCACUACACUUCAUGCAGAGGUCAAGAAUCACCGCAGUGUAGGCGCGCGGAAGCUGGGUCAAACUAUCCACCAUCUAUCAACUCAAGUAGAGUUGCUAAGCACUGAACUUGACGCCUUGCGCAAGAAGCUAUACCAAACCAGGAAGCGCCAGAAGCAACCUAAUAGACAAUUAGACUUGCAACAACACCAAGAAUAUCAUGGAGGUGCGAUGAUGUGGUCUCCUCGGUCCUUCCGGGAGGCGCGCGCUCGCAUGAGUGUUGCAGACCAUGAGAGGCAAGAGGAGGAGCUCAAAAAGGCAGAGAAGAAGGAUUCAGCUGCUGCUAAUAAGCUUUUCAAUGAGAAACUAAAGGAAGAAAAGCGUGCGGCAGCUGCAAAGGCAAAGGAGGUGCGUGAGCGUGAGCGUGCAGAGGAACGCGCAGCCAUUGAUGCGCGCAAAGAGCAGAGACGUAAGGAUAAAGAAGCUCGCAACACUGCAAAAGCUCUCAAAGUACCUCAAAGAGGCAAUUGCACAACCUCAAAAGCUUCUGCAGUCAAACAGAAGCCUGCACGUCGUGCUGUGGGUGCUCGUAGUCAUCCCAAGUCUGCGACGCCUCCGCUACCACGCGCAACUGUCACUACCAGGUCUGGCCGCACCGCCACAAGAUACCAGUAACUUUGUAUAAGAAACUUUGUUGCGUAGGCCUAUAGAAUACUCCACCAAAAAAAUUCACGAUAAUAAUUAUUGUACGUGGCUCUACAGCUUCGUCUUUGUAUUUGCAGUGCAGGGGUGGAG